Pseudozyma flocculosa PF-1 is the source of this 303-nucleotide messenger RNA. RefSeq lists its product as uncharacterized. The transcript is spliced from 2 exons. The record is from RefSeq and is a predicted model, not a curated record. Lineage: Eukaryota; Fungi; Basidiomycota; Ustilaginomycetes; Ustilaginales; Ustilaginaceae. The coding region runs from base 1 to 303 and encodes 100 amino acids.
AUGGACUUCAACCUCUCGGGACUCAAGGGCUCGACGGCGGCCGAAAAGAAGGAGGCUAUCAAGCAACAAGUGACGUCGGAGCUGGCAAUGGCCAACGCACAGCAGCUCAUCACAAAGGCGACGGAAAAGUGCUACGCAAAGUGCAUCCCGGCCCCCGGCGCCUCGGGUCUCUCGGGCAAGGAGGAGACCUGCCUCACCCGGUGCAUGGAGAGGUACUUUGAGGCCUUCAACGUCGUCUCCUCCACCUAUGUACGCAGGGUCAGCAACGAGCGCGCCGCAGGUGCCGUCAGUGGCGCUCUCUGA